AUGAAGAAUUUUCUCAGGAUUUUUACGCUAAUGAAAUCUUUAAAGCUCCCUUUUACUGAAAAUAUCACUGAUGUGUUUUACAGCUGCUGUGGAAUCACUUUAAGCGCAUUAUCAAUUCAAGGUAUUAGCUUUGAAGGCUCAAAUUUUUAUAGAAAGGAAAAUGAUUUAAGAAAGAGUAGAUUUUCAAUAAAAAUAGGGAUUUAA
Messenger RNA from Blepharisma stoltei, 204 nucleotides. NCBI's taxonomy places the organism in Eukaryota, Ciliophora, Heterotrichea, Heterotrichida, Blepharismidae. The record is from the annotation of a GenBank genome assembly.